AAAAUGCCAAGAGGAUUAUGGAAGAAAACAAAACAGUAUGUUUUAGACACGUUUCGGGAAGAAGACCCAGAAGAAUACUUCAAGUAUAAAACAAAGUCAGCGCAUGGGCUAAGUCAGGAUGAAUUGGAAUUUAUGCAGGCUAUUAAGUCACAUUCAAUACAGAAAGUCCGAACACUUCUUAACAGAGGCGUUGACCCGAAUUUCUUCAAAAAACCUGGCAAUAGACAAACACCUUUACACCUGGCUGUGGAAGGAGCCGCAGCCUGUGACAAGAUUGUGGGUGUUUUAUUGUUCUUUGGUGCCAACCCCAACGCCCAGGACAAUGUGGGCUGCUCACCCCUGCACACUGCGUGUCUCCACGGAAACGCCACAGCCGUGGAGCUGCUGGUCCAAGCUGGCGCGGACGUCAACCUAACAGACAACUACCUGGAAACACCUUUGAUGACGGCAUGUAAAGUAGCCCAUAACAGUACAUGUGACAUUGUUGAUCUCCUCUUAGAGGCCGGGGCCAUUGUCUCCUGCACCAAUGAAAGAAAACAGUCAGUGUUGCACAUUCUCACCUGUGCCAACCCCCUGGCAACCCGCACUGAGGUGUGGAUGAUGGAGGACAGGUUUGUAUUGGAGGAGAAGGUGCUGAACCGUGGCUUCAGGCAUGUUCUGGUGGAGAAGAUUUUAAGGCACGGCUUGUCUGCCAACAUUGAGGAUUCACAAGGUAAGGCUUGUUUGCUAGCUUCAGGCAUGUCCUGGUGGAGAAGAUUUUAAGGCACGGCUUGUCUGCCAACA
Physella acuta is the source of this 783-nucleotide messenger RNA. RefSeq names its product ankyrin repeat and EF-hand domain-containing protein 1. Gene Ontology annotation, biological process: protein K6-linked ubiquitination. Gene Ontology annotation, molecular function: protein binding; ubiquitin-protein transferase activity. Gene Ontology annotation, cellular component: BRCA1-BARD1 complex; BRCA1-A complex. The record is from RefSeq and is a predicted model, not a curated record. Lineage: Eukaryota; Metazoa; Mollusca; Gastropoda; Physidae.